Molecule: messenger RNA, 2199 nt
Organism: Necator americanus (New World hookworm)
Lineage: Eukaryota; Metazoa; Nematoda; Chromadorea; Rhabditida; Ancylostomatidae
Exons: 6
Coding region: 1-2199 (732 amino acids)
Source: RefSeq, a predicted model, not a curated record
AUGGAUGAGUUCCUCCAAAGUGCUCAAGACAAGGUUCAGAACAAGAAAUGGUGGACAGCUCGCUGGCUCGAUGAUCUGUCAAAGAAGACUGAUGUUGAUGUGGAUACGCUCUCAAAAGCCAUAGCCGGAGCGGUGUUCGUCGCUUGUGCAUGCACUAAACAAGCAAGACUUCUCUGCAACAGUAUUCUCAUAGCAGUUCCAUUGAUCUCCACAUUUGGAUAUCCAAAAGAGGCCGCGUCAAAGGACGAUAUGGUGAUUUACUGGGGUGUUUUCGGAGUACUUACCAUAUGCGACACUGGAUUCGAAAAAUUCCCUCUUUACUAUGAUUUGAAACUUCUACUAGCUUUGAUGAUGUUUUUGGACCCUCCUAGACUUGUGGAUAAAAUCAAAGAUAUAUUAAAUGGGAAGAACACCGAUUUGGUGAAGGAGGAGAAAACAGAAAAGGAUAAAGCUCCCCCUCCAAAGAAACCCGAGGAAAGCACACAGAAACCUCCAGAGGAAGCGAAACCUAAGGAAGAAGUGAAACCUUCAGAGGAAGCGAAACCUAAGGAAGAAGUGAAACCUUUAGAGGAAGCGAAACCUAAGGAAGAAGUGAAGCCUCCAGAGGAAGAGAAACCUAAGGAAGAAGUUAAACCUCCAGAAGAAGCGAAACCUAAGGAAGAAGUGAAACCUCCAGAGGAGGCGAAACCUAAGGAAGAAGUAAAACCUCCAGAGGAGGCGAAACCUAAGGAAGAAGUAAAACCUCCAGAGGAGGCGAAACCUAAGGAAGAAGUAAAACCUCCAGAGGAAGAGAAACCUAAGGAAGAAGUAAAACCUCCAGAGGAGGCGAAACCUAAGGAAGAAGUAAAACCCCCAGAGGAAGAGAAACCUAAAGAAGAAGUAAAACCUCCAGAGGAAGCAAAACCUAAGGAGGAUAGCACUCGUACAGCAAUCCCUCCCCAACCCGGUGAAGGAGAGAAGAAGGAAGAUAGCACUCGCACAGCAAUCCCACCCCAACCCGGUGAAGGAGAAAAGAAGGAAGAUAGCACUCGCACAGCAAUCCCUCCACAACCCGGUGAAGGAGAAAAGAAGGAAGAUAGCACUCGCACAGCAAUCCCACCCCAACCCGGUGAAGGAGAAAAGAAGGAAGAUAGCACUCGCACAGCAAUCCCUCCACAACCCGGUGAAGGAGAAAAGAAGGAAGAUAGCACUCGCACAGCAAUCCCUCCACAACCCGGUGAAGGAGAGAAGAAGGAAGAUAGCACUCGCACAGCAAUCCCACCCCAACCCGGUGAAGGAGAAAAGAAGGAAGAUAGCACUCGCACAGCAAUCCCUCCUCAACCCGGUGAAGGAGAGAAGAAGGAAGAUAGCACUCGCACAGCAAUCCCUCCCCAACCCGGCGAAGGAGAGAAGAAGGAAGAUAGCACUCGCACAGCUAUCCCUCCCCAACCUGGCGAAGGAGAGAAGAAGGAAGAUAGCACUCGCACAGCUAUCCCUCCCCAACCUGGCGAAGGACAAGAAAAACCACAACAUGUAUGCACGUGCAAGCCUGGUGAACCUUGCCACUGCAGCCCUGAAUCUGAAAAACCUAAGUGUAAUUGUCAACCAGGAAAAACCUGCGACUGCAAAGAAGGGAAAGAAGGAUGUAAAUGUCACUUUUGCCAAUGCGAGCAGGGUUUGGUAUGUAAAUGUAAAAACGGUAAACCUCCCUGUUCGUGUGAUCCCGGGAAGAUGUGCCAGUGCCAGCCUGGAAAAGAAGGGUGUAAAUGUCCACUCGAAAAGACCUGUCAAUGUAAACCGUUAUGCCUGUGUGAGCCUGGAACAACAUGCCAGUGUACUGAAGGGAAGGAAGGGUGCAAGUGUCAGAUCUGUACAUGUGAACCAGGCUCAGUAUGCAAAUGCAAAGGUGGGAAACCACCGUGCAAAUGUAGCCCAGGCACAAUUUGCAAAUGUGAAGCCGGAAAAGAGGGAUGUCAGUGCAAACUUGAUCUUACUUGUCAGUGCAAACCAUUGUGCGUCUGUGAACCAGGCACAGUUUGCCAGUGCAAAGCAGAUAAAGGAUGUCAAUGCCUUGUGUGUAUAUGCAAACUCGAUGAACCUUGCACAUGCCACCCAGAAGAAAUAAAAGUAGAGGAGGGUAGCACCGGCACGGCCGUUUCUCCCCAACAAGGAGAGAAGAAGGAAGAAAGCACUCGUACCGCCAUUCCCCUGCAACCAUGA